Molecule: messenger RNA, 258 nt
Organism: Acaulospora morrowiae
Lineage: Eukaryota; Fungi; Glomeromycota; Glomeromycetes; Diversisporales; Acaulosporaceae
Source: the annotation of a GenBank genome assembly
AUGCAAAACCAGCAAAGCAGUCCCUAUCUGAAUAUUUCCGGACUUAAUCUGGGAGGUGAAUCUGUUGAGGGUUAUGAUCCUUCAGAAGUUCCUCUCCCAUUACCAAGUAAGAACCCGCUACGCACCGAAAGAAUUAUUUCGACCCUUAUACGAGAGAGUGAGGCCUUGACGUCAAACACUCAAUUCAAUAUUCCUUCCACCAACAGAAAGGAUGCACCCAGUGCAAAGCCAUCGGACUUACAACGUUCCUCUACGGUU